Messenger RNA from Penicillium griseofulvum, 1740 nucleotides. RefSeq lists its product as uncharacterized. The record is from RefSeq and is a predicted model, not a curated record. Gene Ontology annotation, biological process: dephosphorylation. Bases 1 to 1740 code for a protein of 579 amino acids. The transcript has a single exon. Gene Ontology annotation, molecular function: phosphatase activity. Lineage: Eukaryota; Fungi; Ascomycota; Eurotiomycetes; Eurotiales; Aspergillaceae.
AUGUUGAUAUACGGCCUACCCAUCGCUCUCCUGGCCCUGCAGGGCCCGGCAACGGUUUCAGCUCAAGAUUCCGACUCCACCGAGAAAGUGUGGGGAGUCUUUGCAUUUACUGUCCACGGGGACAGCAAGCCUAGUGUGCUCACUAGCUCUCGGCCCUUGACGGACUAUGGAGCCAACGAGCUCGCCGCGGCAGCAUCGGCUUUUCGGUACCGCUAUGUCUCAACACCCGCAGGCUCUGCAACUGGAAUCCAGAAUAUAUCUCCAAUCAUUCUGGACUCGAAUGACGUGGAUGUACUCUCAACAACGGGUCAGAACAUUGUUGGAUCAGCCCAGGCAUUCAUGCAGGGACUAUACCCACCACUCGGCUCAAUGAACAUACCGGGUAACCAAAUUGCGAACGGAUCGUUUGCGCAGGCCCCCUUGAACGGGUAUCAAUAUCCUCGGAUUGUGACAGUCGGCGAGGCAGACCCUCAGUCAGUUUUGGUUGAAGGUCACGCAAUGUGUGACAUGUAUCAUGCCGCCGAGGGCGAAUACCGUGGUAGCGACGAAGUGCAGGAUAUCACGCGAGAUACAGAAGCAUUCUACAGGAGACUGUGGAAACAGGCACUGUCUGGCGUCUAUGAUUGGUCGUCUGCCACUUACACGAACGCCGUGGCAAUCUCAGAAUAUUUGGAUUAUGAAGCUGUGCACAAUGACAGUUUGCUGGAAAGUUUACACGACACCGACAUCAUUCGUGCUCGCUCGCUAGCGGAUCAGUACCUAUGGAGGACAAACAGUCAACAGUCAGCUUCUAGCGGGUCUAUGAUCGGAGUAGCCAGUCCAAUCGCAGGACAGACAUUGGCAUCAAGCAUUUUGGAAGCCUUUGAUUUGAACGUCCAGGAGAGUGGCACCCGUCAGAAGAUGACACUGUUGUUCGGUGGUGAUGAACCAGCCGUCGCCCUGUCGUCUGUGAUGGGACUCGCAAGCCAACACCAACCCAACUUCUAUUCCCGCCUGGUACGAGGUGGCUCAUUUGUUUUCGAGCUCUAUAGCUUCGAGAAAAGAAGCAACUUGUACCCGUCAUACCCUGGUAUCGACAAUUUGUACGUGAGAUUCUUGCUUCACAACGGGACCGACAACACCACCGACUUCCAAGCGUAUUCCCUCUUUGGACACAGUCCCAGUCAAGCCGCAAUUCCAUACACCGAGUUCCGCUCCGAGCUGGAGACAUUUGCCGUGGCUUCAACCCAGGAAUGGUGUCUCCGCUGUAACGCCCAAACUGUCUUCUGCAAUGGAGUGUUAGACCAGAGUGGAUCUCAGCCAUGGAAGAAGAACAAAGGGAUGACUCCCGCUGUAGCUGGAGUCAUUGGUGCUGUUACAACACUUGCCGUUGUUGGGCUCACAGCAAUCAUUGCGUUUCUCUUGUGUCGUGCUCGCAAAGGAAGCCCCAAAAAAGGAAGCCUGGGAGGGUUCAAAGGCUCUGGUAAACUUGCCAGUGAUACUGAUGUGACGUUCGGUGAACCCAUAUGGGGAAACUCAAAGGCCGAAGAUACGGAACCAUCCAAUGGUCUCGCCGCUGGUGUGGGGGUUGCUGUACAGGGCCAUGAACGAACUGGAAGUUGGGAAAUGGGGCAGGGGAAAAAAAGGAAUGAAAAUAUCCAGCCCGAUGGUGUGGAAAUGAGGUCGCCUUUUGAGGACCAAGAAGAGGAUUGGCAUAUGCACAGUGGUGUUCAAGCUGUGGAAGCCCGGGAGAAUGUUUAA